Molecule: messenger RNA, 1265 nt
Organism: Spodoptera litura
Lineage: Eukaryota; Metazoa; Arthropoda; Insecta; Lepidoptera; Noctuidae
Product: S-formylglutathione hydrolase
Biological process (GO): formaldehyde catabolic process
Cellular component (GO): cytosol
Molecular function (GO): S-formylglutathione hydrolase activity
Source: RefSeq, a predicted model, not a curated record
UUAAAAAGAUUUCUAUUAUAGUAAUCUCUUCUUCUUCAAGCUAACUUGCUGAAUUAAUCGCAACUUCAUGCUACAUCGUCCAGCCAGUCAUUCAACCAAUAUAAAUUAGUAGCAGUCUAUAAAUUAAACCAUUCAAUAGUUGUAGUUCUGCGGUAUUGGGUAGUGAUAAUUAUCGUCGGUCCACAGUUCAUAUGCUCUUAAAUUCACACAAUCUAGUGUCCAUUCGCGUUUUAAUUAAUGUUAAGUAGUACCUGUCUCAAUUCAUUUUAGUGCUAACGUGCCUUUCGUGCAGCCAGAAAACCACCAUGGAACAACUUUCAUUGGUUUCAUCAAACAAGAUAUUUGGGGGCUACCAAAAAGUGUACUCCCAUCAGUCAUCUGAAUUAAAAUGUAAGAUGAACUUCUCAGUGUACUUGCCACCACAGGCUGAAGGUGGUGAUGUCAAGUUACCAGUUGUUUUCUACCUCUCAGGACUUACUUGCAGUGAGCAAAAUUUCAUCACUAAAUCAGGCUUCCAAAGGUAUGCAGCAGACCAUGGCAUAAUAGUUGUUGGUCCCGACACUUCUCCUAGGGGAGUAAAGAUUCCAGGUGAUGAUGACUCUUGGGACUUUGGUGUUGCUGCUGGAUUUUAUGUAGAUGCCACUAAAGAGCCAUGGUCAACAAACUACAGAAUGGCUAGUUAUGUGAAUAAGGAAUUGUAUGAAUUAGUUCAGCAAGCUUUUAACAAUGUGGUUGAUCCUGACAGAAUUGGCAUCAUGGGACACAGCAUGGGAGGUCAUGGAGCUUUAAUAUCAACCCUCAGAAACCCUGGGUUGUACAAGUCAGUUAGUGCAUUUGCUCCUAUCUGCAACCCUAUUCAAGGCCCAUGGGGUGCCAAGGCCCUUGGUGGAUACUUGGGAGAUGAUAAGAGCAAGUGGGUUGAGUGGGAUGCUACAGAACUAGUCAAGAAAUAUGAUGGACCUCCACUCACUUUACUCAUUGACCAGGGUUCAAUUGACCAAUUUUAUGUUGACAAGCAAUUAUUACCGGAAAACUUGGUAGAGGCGUGUCGUUCAGUGGGUGUCCCAGUCAUACUAAAGUUACGCGAAGGUUACGACCACUCGUACUACCACAUAGCCUCUUACAUUGGCGAACACUUCGACUUCCACGCCAAGAUACUGAAGGCCUAAUCUAAGAAACCUUUAUUGACAAAGUCAAUGUAAUUCAAUAAUGCAUUUUUAAUUAAUAUCCGUUUUUAUUUUUGAAAUAAAGUUGUUACUUACAAA